AUGCCAGGUGCUUCGGAUCACGAAUGCCCAGACAAGGGCUCUCCAGCAUCGAAGACAUCCUGCACUUCCGAAGUGCUUAAGCAACUGGAAUCUUUAGCCACGAAUGCAAGGCCAAGUCAGAAACUCCGCUUCCCAGAUCGUCUUGUUGAAGCGUUGCUACGAAUCGAGCCCUCCGUCAAUACUCGCGAUCUUGAUGCAAUACGUUUAAUAAUUGAACCGAAUUGGAAAAAGACACUGCAGUCAUUGAAUAACGAUUCCUUACGGUGCUUGUCUUAUGUUUUACUUUGCUCGUCUGCGCCUGCUGAGCAGGAAAGCGGGCUCUACCUUCUACUGGAUGGCAACCAGCAUCCCUGGAGUUCAAAACCAGAGGGAUCUGGCCCAAAACUUCUCCGAUCCAGGAGCAAAUCGCUGUCACUCCAAAAUCGACUCAUUUCAAUUUUGCACACAUUUUUUAUCAAUGAUGGGAACGAUAUUGAGCACCGGAGAUUGGCUGGAAAGCUACUGUUAGAACUACUGCUCGAAUCCAAGGACCACCUGAGUAGCGAAGUUUUUCAUAUACAAGAGCUAAUCAAUGACGCUUCUGGUGUCCUUUGUAGUGAAACGGAUAUCAUUUUGCGAUUUUUCGCCGGGGCUAUAAUCCGAAUUUUACGCCUUUCUGGUGUCGCCAACAGCUUUGGGGCACCGGAAGAUGUAACACAUGGGUCCACACGACUAGAAGGCCUUGGGAAAUUCUCCAAAGACUGGAACGGAUAUUUUCAUCUUUAUACUCUUGAGACCGAGUCACAACAUACUGGAGCGAUGGGCAAGGCUACCCAACCUAAGGUUGACCUAAUGAACUCUUACCAUACCAUUCAAGAGCUCAGAAUUUGUGGGAGAGAGCAUAUCAGGGAGGCUAUCCUUACAGCAAUGACUCCAGACGCUCUUAUAUUUAUAUUCCCUCUCGGCACGGGGCCUGAGCAAUUCCAGUAUAUUGAAAUCCCACUUUGGUGUAUAUCAAAAAGAAAAACCCCUGCUCUGAAGAAAGCUGAGAAUAAAAAAUCUCAGCUGAGGCUGCAUCUCGACAUGGAAAGCCAUGUCUUAAUAAAUGGAAGGGCACACCCAUCAAAUGGAUCAGAUGUCUACAUUACUUCUGACAGUGACUUGACAGCCCUGUGGAAGACCCUCGAUACAGGCAGAAAAAUAGGCCUGCAAAAGUCAAAAAAUAAGAGGUUACCAAGGGGUAAAAUAUCGUCAAUUGUUGUCACAUUGUGCACUGGAGACGAAAUAUCAAUGAAGUCUAUUCAGUAUUGCGAGGAAAUCCGUCAGGGAGAGGGAAGAUCAUCAGAAAACAGCUCGUUUUCAGUGCCUGGUACUAUCGAAGAUAUCAAUGAAAAUACAGAAACCGUUAUUGAAAGCAAAAAGGUAGAUAAUGAACCAGGUUUAACCUGCGAAAAGCCAGCCGAUGAUGGAGCUCUAGCAAAAGGCAGCCAGAGAGACGAAGUUAUUCAAGGAUCCGAAGAAGCUCUUGAACAGCUCUCUGUGAGCAAAGGUGCUUCUGAGCUUCCUUGCAAUAGCCGUGAAAGCAAGAGAAACUCUCCUCAGAAAGAUAGUCCUUACGCAAGCAAUGCAUGUAUCUCAGCUGAAAAGGCGAGAAACGAUGCUCCAGUCUCUGAUGCGACAAAUUUGGCAUCUGUAAUACAGAUGCAGCAUAGCUCAUUAAGCGAUACAGCCGGUGAAAAUGAUAAAGCUGGAGCAAAGUCAGAAAAAGGGCCACUCCCUCAAAGGAAUGUUGACUCAGUCCAGAGGAAGUCUUCAGGAAAUCGCCCAAGGAAAACCAAGUCAUCAACAGAACGGAAGGGAAGAACAAGGUUCCUGGACACGCAGGAAUCAUUGAUUUUUCCCCGUUCGAGGCGUCCAAAACGGAAGGUAUACACGGUUCACUCCAAGCCCGCUGUUGACUGGGAUGAACAUCUUCGACCGAGCGAUCAAGGCGACGACAUGCUAGCCGCUAAAGAUCCCGAAGUAACUUCUGUCUCAUCUCCAUCACCUGGUGAAAGCAGCAUAUUUGAUAAAUCAUCAAAAAAUACCACAAGGAAAAGGAAAGCCAAAGGAUGUCAAUCAGCCGAAAAAGGUAAGAAGCCAAUUAAAAAGAAAAAGACAAACUGCGACCCAAGAAGCGAGGAAGCUGCGAGAUCGCCUUUAGUGUCUACUGGGACGAAUGCCAGAAAUAGAAGAAACAAGGUUAGUGUGAGCGACACCAAGGAUGAUAACGAGAAUGAUUUGUCGAUGACCCAUGGGGAUACACAUGAGAGUGAUAGAGACUAUGAAAUGGAUGAUGCUGAGCUCUCACUCGAGUAUGCACCUCAUCUUGUACUUCUAAAUGAUGAUUCGGCUUCAGUCCUCAAAGAAGACAAUUCCCCUUUUCUUCGCGAGACACAGUGUGAUUUUCCGAACAGUGGAUCUGAAGAAGAGAAUCAUACUUCGGACGGUCAUCGAAAGACUAAAAGGCUGAAGGGUGACACUGAAAGCGAUUGGGAUGUGGAAGAUCAAUUGAAAACAGAUACCAAGACUCAGGCGCAAGAGGAUGCUAAAGCAGGCAGAGGACAAACCGUGGGGGAGAAACUAGCAGCUGCUCUCUGCGAGGGAAACAUUCGCCCAGAUACUCAGACAGUUCACGGGCAUAACGGGGACGAUCCCCCCUUAGUUUGUGAGAUGUCCCAGGAGAAAAUUCCCAGGCUCACUUCAUCUAUCGAAGAUGGUACAUGCUUUGCAGGAAAUAAAUGCGGAGAUAAACUGGUUGAAAAAGAUGGGGAUCAUAAUACUCCUCGAACGAGAUUGGACCUGAAAGAAAAUGUGGAAUUUCCUGCUAUUCCAGAGACUACAGUCUGUGCAGUAAACAGAGACCUCACACAUGAAAAGACAGCUCCAAAAUCACCAGAUGAGAAGAGCAAAAACGAUGCCCAAGCCACCGAAUUCGAGAGGCUCUCCACGAAGAAUAAGAGCAGGACUACUAGUCCUGAUUCAAUUGGCGAACCAGGGGAAAUACAAACUAUGUCGACUGCGCCAGUCACCCAGAGCCAGAGCCAGUCCAAUAUAAUUGCUCGUCCUCGUCUUUCGAGCGAUGCAAGUCACCGAUCAGCCAAGAGUCAUAAAGCCAUUGAUAUGGGGAAAGCAAACGACAAGAGCAGCAUACUUGGAUUGAGCAAUAAGGAAAAGGCAUACUUGGCUCUCGACCCAGAAAACCCGCUGGUUGAAUAUGACCGCGAGAAACCCGACAGCGAGAAAAUCACAGCCAUUUGUCUCUCGAAAGGCUCCCAGGAUGAAUCAGCUUCUAUUUCUGGAAGUUCCCAGUCAUCCCCAAAGAGAACUUUAGUGGAUGAGAACGGAAGCCCCCGACGCAUUUCCCGAAAAUACAUCCAAUAUCAAAGUUCAAGCGAGCUUGAAACUGAACUGCGACAGCCUGCACAGUUGGAUAAAAGCUUACCGAGGGAUGUAAUUGAACAAGGCGGCAGCGAGUCUGGGUACGAUGGAGAUUCUGAUGGCAAUGAUACUGACGAAUCUCCCAUGAUCAAGGAUGUUGUCUCAACAUUCCGCAGGAAGAUUGUUUCUCAAUUUGGAGAAGAAUCACUAGGGUCUCUAAAUACCCGAAUUUCACUUACUGGCAACCAGGAUAUGCCACAUUAUGCCUUCAGCAAAAUGAAGCGUCCUCCAUGCUUCGUGGACCGCCUCAGAGCACCCGAAAUACCUAACAUACCCCAAGCAACAGCAAGAGAAUUGGGAGCAAAUAUCGGAGACAACGACCCUAAAAGCCCUACAACAGUGCCAAGUCAAUUUCCAUCAAUGGAAUACCAAGAUCCUGUGCAAUUGGAUCACGGGAUGAAAGAAAUGAGCAAGCCUGUCCGAGAGAAGCAUUACCAGGGAAAAUGGCAUAGUUCAUUGCAUAUGAUUCAAAAAAGCGCACAGGACAUUAUGAACCAGACCAAUGAGCAUCUCAUGCGCCACGCAGAAGAUGAAAAGAACACAGUCAGCCGAGUCCUGGAAAAUUACCGAGAGGGAUGUCACCGUGUACUCGACCAAUUAUUUGAGGCACAGGAGCAAAGAAUUGAAUUAUAUCGGCAGCAGAUGAUAACCGUCAAACAGCACCACGCGGGCCUUUGUCGGGAUCUCAUUCGUCGGCUUGAGGAAAACGAUAAACGGAUCCAAGAGAAGGUAUUGCACAUGGAGAACUCGAUGCUUUCCCUUGUAGGAGGAAACGAGCCCCAGUCUGCAGAAGAGCUUUUGGGCAGCUACAGACGGAAAACUUACACGACUGCCAAUGGAAAUUUUCAUAUUUCGCAUUCUCCAAGUGAUGGCUUUGACGAAUCAUCUUCGACUUCGGGUUGA
Messenger RNA from Aspergillus wentii DTO 134E9, 4362 nucleotides. RefSeq lists its product as uncharacterized. The record is from RefSeq and is a predicted model, not a curated record. NCBI's taxonomy places the organism in Eukaryota, Fungi, Ascomycota, Eurotiomycetes, Eurotiales, Aspergillaceae. The coding region runs from base 1 to 4362 and encodes 1453 amino acids. The transcript is spliced from 6 exons.